Pygocentrus nattereri (red-bellied piranha) is the source of this 2555-nucleotide messenger RNA. RefSeq names its product RAB GTPase activating protein 1-like 2 (gene rabgap1l2). The transcript has 8 exons. Lineage: Eukaryota; Metazoa; Chordata; Actinopteri; Characiformes; Serrasalmidae. The coding region runs from base 128 to 1045 and encodes 305 amino acids. The record is from RefSeq and is a predicted model, not a curated record.
CAGAUAAAGACAGGUACGCUUCCCCAGCCUGCUUCACUCAGACACUCCUCCAGUCUAGUCCAGACUCUUCUCCAGUCUAGUCCAGAUUCUUCUCCAGAUUAAGUUUAUCCACUGAUUUCCUGCCAAGAUGAUGGAGGAAGUGUCCAUCGGUGUGGUGCUGGAGGCGCAGGUCAUGGAGCAGAUGUCUGAGGAGGAAAUCUUGGCCACACUGGUCUCAGACUCCUUACCAAAACACGAGGUACCAUCUAAAAAGCCAAAGCUGAAGGACACUCAGCCAGAUGAUCCACUCCACAGAUACCAGAAGGAGAACCAGAAGCUUCAGGAGGCCAGUCUGCGUCUAGAGCAGGAGAACGAUAACCUCGCUCACAGACUCGUCACCAGCAAGAUCGCACUGAGAAACGCUUUAGACCAGGCAGAGGAUCAGGUGGAUGAGCUGACGAAAGAACUUUUAAAAGCCAAACAGAAACUGAUCGUGACCGAGGAGGAGAAGAAGGGGAAAGAGGAAGAGGCAGCACAGUUGAAGGAGGUCUUUAGGAGGAACAUGGACAAAGCAGAGGCUGAAAUCAAGAGAACACACAGCGUCAUCGCUGACUAUAAGAAGAUUUGCUCUCAGCUGACCACGAAGCUUGAAAGGCAGCAGUCUGACGCUGAAGAGAAGCUGGCUCAGAUUAAGAGCAAGGUGAUGGAAUGCCAGCACUGUAGGAACAUCUUCAGUCUGGAUGGUUCCGUGCAGUUAGAUCAAGAGAGCACACAGUGCUCACCUCAGGACACAGAGAAGAAUCUUCUCCGACAGCAGGUCCAACAGCUGGAGAAGGAACUAGCACAGACCAAGCUACAGAUGGUGGAAUCCAGAUGCAAGAUCCAGGAGCUGGAGCACGAAAAGGGGGUGCUGGAGAACAAGCUCCAGGCUGCUAAGAGCACUUGGCUCAAAAAGACCCUGGGUUCAUUGCUGACCCACAGCAGCACCAGCGACCAACAGCAUUCUGCUACUGGCGUCAGGAGGCUCUCCUGGACACCAUGGGAAGGGAGAGCAGCACACGUGUGACCAAUAGAGACUGAUAGGAGUUCUGGACAGGAGACCAACUCUGGAGCCAUCUGAGGACUGAGGUCCACACUACUGAGACAGGGAAAGGGGACCUUCACCAACACGCUGACCAGUGGAGAGGACGAUGAAGGCCCAUGUGGAGAAGACUAGUGCAGAAGCUCUGCAAACCAUGGAUCUCUCACACAUCUUCCUGUUAGCAUUGCCUAUUCUUGGAUUAUGAAAGUGAAAGCAAUUUAGUUUCAUAUUCAUAUUCCACCUUUGGCAAGAAAUGGAAGUCUUGUUUUUCUCCAUUACAUUAUUAUUGAACCACUAUUUUUAUUACGGUUCUGUAUCUGUAGCUUAUAUUGGACCAAUUAAUAUUACAUACGAAAUGCUCACUCAGUGGCUUGUAAUGGCCCAGUCAAAGACUUUUAAGGACACGGUUAGUGUGGGUAACAUAAGUAAUCAAUUUGUCCACCCUUGGAUAUCGGACUAUUUUCUUUAUUAGUUUAGAAAAUGUUCUUGUAGGUUUUUAAAAACAUGCACACCCUUUCAGCCUGAUCCUUUUGAAAGAGUAAGAAGAGAUGAACACAGAAAAACAAGCACUGAUAUAUGUAUGAUCACUGUAAUAGAGCUACUGCUUCAGGUGCAGGUCAGUACUGUCAGGCAGUCUCAGUUGGAAAUGCCCUAAUGCUGGUUCAAAUUAUUAGAUAUUAUUAAAGAAAUAAGAAACUUAAGUGGCAAUUUGUUUUUAAAUGAUUAUUCGUAACCAGACUCUGACACAUCUACUCAACCGCUUCAUAAAAAAAGCCCUCAGUGGCUCUGAGCAUCUGCGUAAGCGCAUUCAGGAGCAGGAUGUCAGUUUCAGGAUCCAGAUGAAAAUAAAUUCAUUAUUACCUGCAUACAUUAUACAUUAGCGUAAAAUAGAUGCUCAAACACAAACUCAAAGAAAGGUCACUGUUUUUCUGCUUUCCCCACAAUCAGCUUCUGUCUUUGGUGGUCUUAACUAACCAGCAAGUUCUGCUCUGCCUCAGGGUGGCGCUGUAACACACUGGUUCACUCAGUUGGUCCUUUAUAGCGUAGAAACUGUAACUCUGCCCGGAUUCCUCUGAAAAACAUUACAAUAUACCACAGCAUAUUGUAAAUCUGAGAACCUGCCCAAUUUCGCAAACUAAAAAAAGGCCAUUUUCAGAAAAAUACGGUUAAACUAAAGCUGCAUUAGCACUGCAAUAGCACGUGAGUUAGCAGCCUGCCAAUACUGGAGUAGCCAGUCAAAUACUCGGGGGUGUUUCGCACUCAGAUAAGAAGGAGACUCUGUUCGCAGAGGCAUUGAUGGGUUAAGCUGAAACUGCAUCAAAUAUGUGUAAAUAAAGUUCAUCAAAUCUCUUCCAUAAUCUCUGUUACCCUACCUGGUACUUGAAUAUGACCUGAAGUCGUCGAUAUCCAGUCCAGUGUUUACACCAUCUUCCAAUCCCAUAGUGUCACAGAUAGUGAUGGGCAGAGGCUUUCCGUCCUUUCUUGCCUUCAUGGA